AGAAAACUUUAUGACUAUUUUAAAGUCGCAAUUUUAUAAAAAAAACUGCAAUUCAUAACAAAUUUAAUAUUUUUAUUACAUAAAAAAUAUGGCAGAGACAACUACUCAAGAAUCUGAAUCAAACCGGUCGAAAUCGACCGAGAAAACUAAAGAAAAAAAGGAAAAAUCCAAACCCCUAACUAAGGUUGUUAUUCGACGAUUGCCUCCGACAAUGAGUGAAGAAACAUUUCUAGAACAAAUAUCCCCGAUUCCUGAUCAUGAUUACUUUUAUUUUGUAAAUGCUGAUCGAACGCUUGGUGUCCACUCUUUCUGCAGGGCUUAUAUAAAUUUUGCCAAUUCUAUUGAUAUAUUCAACUUUAAGGAAAAAUUUGAUAACUAUGUAUUCGUAGACAACAGAGGUAAUGAAUUCCCAGCUGUCGUCGAAUAUGCGCCAUACCAAGGUGUCCCCAAAAAGAAAUCCCGCAAUGAUCCAAAAUGUGGCACCAUUGAAACUGAUCCUCAUUAUUUGGAAUUUUUAGAAAGUCUUAAAGUCGAUGAAAAUGAAGCCAAUAAACAGGAUAAAACAGAAUUCACUUAUCAAUUUAAAGAUGAUAAAAAGAAGACCACAACUCCUUUGUUAGAGUACAUAGCAGCUCGAAAACUUGAAAAACAAAGAAUCAAAACCGAAAGAAAAGAAGAAAGACGGAAAAGGGAGUUGGAACGCAAAAAAAUGAGAGAAGAGGAUCGCAGGAGGCGAAAAAUAGAGUUUAGCAAGGCUAAACAAAAUAUUAUAGAUGAAGAGACUUACGCAGAAGAUAAUAAUAUCAAGGAAUUAGAUGCAGAAACUGUUAAACCAAACACAAAAGAAGUGGAAGACAGUGCAAAAGCUGUUUCCAAAUAUAAAGGAAAAUCUUAUAAAGAAAAAUAUGCUGAAGACUAUCCCAGAAAGCCUUCAGUUGAUGACAGAAAAAUCGAUAUAAAAUCAAAAAUUCGUGACGACAGAAGAUACAACGAUGGCGAUCACCUUAGAAAAUCCGAGUACAGAUCAACUUACACCAGGAGCAAAAUUAAGGACGAUGAGCGCAAAUUUGAUGCCCAUCGAGGCGAUAGCAAAGAGUCUAAAAGAGAAGUUCGUCCUGCUGAAAUCUUGAAGCCAGAAAAAAAGUUUGAGGUCAAAAAAUAUAGUGAAGCCAGAAAGGAAAGAGAAGCUAGAAGAAAUGAGCUUAAAAAAAUAGCCAAAAAGGAUAAUGAAAUCGAUAAUGAUAAGACUGAAUCUGUGAAAGACUCUAAAACAGAUAAGAUUGAUGACACGGAUGGUGAUCAAAGCAAAAAUAAUAAACUUUCAGAUCCUGUGGAAGAUAGAUUAGAAGAAAAUGAUGCAUCAGAUGCUAUGGUCAAAGAUGUGGAAAAUUUAGCUGAAUCAUUGCAAGAAACAAUAACCCUGAAGGAUAAUACAGCAAAAACAGAUUCAGUUGAUAGCACUUGUGAAGCAAAUAGUGAAGAACCUUUGAAAAAAUCAAAUAGCAAAGGAAUAAAUAAGGAAAAUGAUCAGGAAGAAACGGAUUCUACUAAACCAAGUGAGGAGCAAUCACAUGACAAAGUUGAGAAUUACGAUUCAGAGGCCAGAGAAAACGAUGAUGUAAAGCCUAAGGAUACAAAAAAAUCUGAGAAAAGAUCACAAGAAGAUCGCAGAGAUCCCAGGACUGAACGCCGAAUAAGGAAUAAGGAUCGACCCAGUAUGGCAAUAUAUCAGCCCGGAAAAGCAAGAUUGAAUAAAGAAAAAUCAUCAACGAGUCUGAGUGAUGAAGCCAAGAUGUCUAAUUAAUUUCAUAUUUCUAGUUUUUUUUUAUUUGUUAUAUUGUAACCAUGAAG
Messenger RNA from Ctenocephalides felis (cat flea), 1851 nucleotides. RefSeq names its product regulator of nonsense transcripts 3A-like. The record is from RefSeq and is a predicted model, not a curated record. Lineage: Eukaryota; Metazoa; Arthropoda; Insecta; Siphonaptera; Pulicidae. Gene Ontology annotation, molecular function: mRNA binding. Gene Ontology annotation, cellular component: nucleolus; cytoplasm. Gene Ontology annotation, biological process: positive regulation of translation; nuclear-transcribed mRNA catabolic process, nonsense-mediated decay.